This is a messenger RNA of Saitoella complicata NRRL Y-17804, 960 nucleotides long. RefSeq names its product u-box domain protein. The coding region runs from base 39 to 797 and encodes 252 amino acids. Gene Ontology annotation, molecular function: ubiquitin protein ligase activity; protein-folding chaperone binding. NCBI's taxonomy places the organism in Eukaryota, Fungi, Ascomycota, Saitoellomycetes, Saitoellales, Saitoellaceae. Gene Ontology annotation, cellular component: cytoplasm. Gene Ontology annotation, biological process: proteasome-mediated ubiquitin-dependent protein catabolic process; protein quality control for misfolded or incompletely synthesized proteins; protein polyubiquitination. The record is from RefSeq and is a predicted model, not a curated record. The transcript has 3 exons.
AGUACUACAAGAAUGGCCAGUAUGAAGAGGCCCACAAGAUGUACACUCAAGCAAUUAUCAAAGAUCCGACGAACCCUGUGUUCUUUGCGAAUCGUGCUAUCUGUCGGAUUAAGAUGAACUUGGACGAAGAGGCUGUUGCUGACUGUGAGCGAGCCACGACACUAUCGCCCACCAACAUCAAGGGAUGGUAUUACAUGGGUCAGGCUUUGCUGAAGCUCAGACGGCCAAAUGAAGCUCUCAAAGCUUGUCAGAAGGCGUACGAUCUUGCGAAACGCCAGAGUUCCCCUCUCGCGGUUGACAUCGUCGAGAAACUCCUGGCAGCAAAGAAAGCCCGAUGGGAUGCUAUGGAACAACGAAGGAUCGAUCAGGAGUGCGAGUUGUUGGCCAACUUGAAACUCCACCUUUCCCAGGAUCGGGACAGACGCAUCGCUGAGUACAUGGCUGGCGAUUUGCCACCUGAGGAGAAGGAUGCUGAGUGCGACUGGGCUAGGCAAGAGUGCGAAGAGCAGAUGCGAGCACUCUGCGACGCCUUCGCUCGUGCGAAUGAGUCCUUGCGACCUCGAGAGGUGCCAUUGCAGUUCAUUGAUCCCAUCUCGUUCAAUUUCUUCACGGAUCCUGUGAUCACGCCCUCCGGUCAUACUUACGAAAGGGCAACACUCAUGCAACAUUUGAAGACGUCUCCCACGGAUCCGCUGUCGCGUAAAAAGUUGUGGCCGGAACAGCUCAUACCUAAUAUUGCAUUGCGCGAUGCUUGUACAGAGUUCUUAGAGAAGAACGGAUGGGCUGUGGAUUACUAGAUGAGUGCAGUAUCUGAACAUAAGCGUUUGUUUUCUGGUAUGCACGGACGGUGUUUGGUAUUUGGGAACUAUUGGGAAGCAUCGGUAGCUUGGCGUUAAGCGGCAUUUCAUUGUUUUAUACCCGCUAAUUUUUGUCACCAAUGUAAUCUUUGACGAUGAUCAA